ACACACACCACACACACACACACACACACACACACACACACACACACCACACACACACACAACACACACACACACACACACACACACACACACACACACACACACACACACCUAUCUCAGGACGGAAAGCCCGUAGACCUGGAACUGACCGACGAUUACUUGGAAGAGCUGAAGCUACUGAGCACCACAGAGACUCUGCAUGACGCCAACGGCUACAUACAAUUCAGAUGCCGCAAUGAACUGGAGGCUCUGGCAGCCAAGGACGGCAGGCGCAUUGCUCGCAAAGGAAGAGACGUCCGCACAAUCGCAAAGGAAAACGGUUUGCAGGCGUUGGUGGAUAUGUGUUGCUUAAAGGCCCAACAGUUUGGAGAAAACUUGAACGCACGAUCGCAGAUUCACUUCCCGCCCACUAGCGAUCGAGACCCAGACGAAGUAGCCACGGAUUACCAAUCGGCGGCCUUUUCAAGUUAUAAACUGGUCUUAAGAGGGGCCAUGAACAUCGCUGUGAAGGAACUCAGUGUGGAGCCCAGUGUUCGCAAGUAUCUGCGCGCAGUGUACUACGAUACAGUGGUGCUCAGCAUCACGCCUACGCCCAAGGGUAUUUCCACCAUUGACAACUGG
Sphaeroforma arctica JP610 is the source of this 621-nucleotide messenger RNA. RefSeq lists its product as hypothetical. The transcript has 3 exons. Gene Ontology annotation, molecular function: nucleosome binding; histone binding. Lineage: Eukaryota; Ichthyosporea; Ichthyophonida. The record is from RefSeq and is a predicted model, not a curated record. Gene Ontology annotation, cellular component: transcription elongation factor complex. The annotation marks the transcript as partial. Gene Ontology annotation, biological process: transcription elongation-coupled chromatin remodeling; positive regulation of transcription elongation by RNA polymerase II; transcription elongation by RNA polymerase II.